AAGAUUACAAUUUAAAUGUUUUUUUUUUUUCAAUGAUCUUAGACUUAAUUAAUCCGACGGUUCUUGAGUUCAUGACGGUAUUCUGAAGUGUUUCAUUUUUCAGUACAACAGUGAGUUUCUAGAUCAUAAGAGAGACACAUUUUAUUCCGAUUACGAAAUAUUGAGCAAUCUUUUGCUAGUUUCAACAACUAUGGAGGACCAUCACAUCAAAGUUGAUCUAUUGCAAUUGUUGGAUGACAACCGUUUGACAGUAACACAAGGAACAUCCGACAAAAAAAAUGUAUUAUUCGUUGUUGGUAAAUCGUCGGCUGUCGAAAAAUUAGAGGAAUUCGCCAGUUCUUGUGCCGACAGAAUCAACUUGAAAAUUGUCACAGUUGAAAACUUGAGUCUCGCGUCCAAAGGAUCAUUGUUCAAUGCCAUUCUGUUAGGUUUCGGUGAAGAUGACAACAGUUCGUCUGAUCUGAGCUUAAUACCAACAUACACCUCAUUGCUGAUUGGUGGUGGCAUGCUGAUAGCAAAAACCAUAGUUGGCAUCGAGGACAUGCUGGUAAAACGUAUGAAGUUAUGCGGUUUUCUUAACGUUGCCAUGAGCAAAUCCAUUCCAGGAAUAGUCACUGGAAAUAUGCCCACAUACAAAGUUGGCACCAGCGAUAAAGUCACUUUGAAUCCAGAAACAAAAGAAAAUGUGAUUUCAGCAUGGAAGUUGGAUGCUAAUAAUUCAGAAACAAUAUCAGAAGACGAUUUAUUAGAAGCUGAUGACUUAAAAAAACCAGAUACUUCUUCACUCAGAGUGUGUGCUACUACAAAAAAGGCUAAGGCUUGCAAAGACUGUACUUGUGGAUUGGCAGAAGAACUCGAAGCAAAUCGACUCAAGGACACACCCAAACCAGACACUUCUAACGCCAAAUCAUCGUGUGGAAGUUGUUAUUUAGGUGAUGCAUUCCGCUGUGCCAGUUGUCCAUACUUGGGUAUGCCGGCUUUCAGACCAGGUGAGAAAGUUCAACUCUCUGGAAACUUGUUACAGGAUGAUUUAUAAUUGGCACAUUGUAUUAACAUCACUCAUAGAACUAGAGUAUUUAUUUAAUGGUAUUUUAAUUAUAUUAUGUAUAUACAUAAAAAAUAUGGUGAUUAAAAUAAAUAAACAUGAUUUUUUUUUUUUUAUUA
Messenger RNA from Aphis gossypii (cotton aphid), 1164 nucleotides. RefSeq names its product anamorsin homolog (gene CIAPIN1). The record is from RefSeq and is a predicted model, not a curated record. Gene Ontology annotation, molecular function: iron-sulfur cluster binding. Lineage: Eukaryota; Metazoa; Arthropoda; Insecta; Hemiptera; Aphididae. Gene Ontology annotation, cellular component: cytoplasm. The coding region runs from base 191 to 1036 and encodes 281 amino acids. The transcript is spliced from 5 exons. Gene Ontology annotation, biological process: iron-sulfur cluster assembly.